Messenger RNA from Bursaphelenchus xylophilus (pine wood nematode), 1705 nucleotides. The record is from the annotation of a GenBank genome assembly. Lineage: Eukaryota; Metazoa; Nematoda; Chromadorea; Rhabditida; Aphelenchoididae.
AUGUCUGAGCUUGAGAACCCCCCGGAAAACAAUCGAUUGCUCAGUUUGUUGAUGGGGGAAAUGAGCCCGAAACUCGCCUAUUUGCUGCUCGCUCUUCUAUGCUCCACAUUGUUGCUGGAUUCCGUGGAAGGGAUUCGGAAAAAGAAGAAGGAUAAAAACAAGAGUCGACAGUUGCCGGAGGAGAAGGAGGAUGAGGGUAGGUGAAGUUAUUGGACGAAAAUAACGAAUUUAUUAUAUUUUCAGAGGCCAAACGAGCGCAUUUAUCAGGUGAGUAUUGAUUGAACACUCUCCACUUUCUUUUUACGAAGAUAGAGGAAGAUUUUGGUAAUACAGUGAAGCAAAGUGCGACAAAUUGUAAAGGAGCAAUGAAAUUUUUUGCUCUAGAACUGUCUCGUUUCAUAGAGGUUCAGUAUGACCUUCAAUAAACUUUUGGAAACCUCUGGAGCGGCAAUUCUUGUUUCUACCCCGGAAAUACACUUUCUGCGACAUUAACAGCCCGAAAUCCGCGAUAAAAUUGUAGGAACUUUAUGUCCCGCGUGAAUCGAAGUUUCUAGAUUAGCAGAGAAGCAACUACUACAAGCGCGGCGUUUAAAUUUUGAUGUAAUUUGGCAUAACGUUGGGCUUCGUCGUUGUAUGCAUAGGAGAAGGUUUAGUUAGCAGAAAUAAUAAUAUUGAUCGGGUCCUAGGAUAGAUUACCACCUAUUUUGGGUAUUUUCACAUCAAUAAUUCUAGACAAAAGUUACGGAACUUCAUUUUUUGCCGCAGAUUUUGGCCAUUCAUAUGUCACAAAAACUCAGGGUAAAGAAAACUGACGUUAGUAAUAGCUAACAUUAGAAAAAAUGGACAUGUUGAAAGUCUUCGCCAAGUCUCCGCCGAGCCUUCGCCCAGCGUCCAGAAGCUUUUCCAGGCCUCGCAUAUACCCCCUACAUCAUUUUUUGGGACUUCCGCGUGCCCUGCGCCGCGUGUCGAGGGAUUUUGUCUUGACUCGGGCUGUCGUCGAUCCGAGGGUCGGGACGCGGUCACAUUUGAUCAAAAUUUACCUCUUAUUCUUUCCAGUAAACGUGGACAUGGACCCAUCCGACGACGACAGCAGUAGUAGCAGCGACGACGAUGACGAAAAGGAUAAAGGAGACAAAACGGAGUCACCGAAUAAAGUGGACCCCGGCGCGGACUCGGUCUAUCAAAUGGGGCCGGACCAGACCGUCGGCCUGAAGUCGCGGCGGAAGAGAAGCCAUGGGGUAAGCGAGAAAAAAAAAUAUUUUUGCAUAUGAGUCUGUCGAGAAAAUAAUGUGGAUUUGUCGCUUCUUGGAAUUGCAUAUCAUUGCUUUGCGACGGCUGGCCGCGGCUGGGGAUUUGGUGAACGACAAGGCCAGAGAUUUUGCUGUGACAAAUCCGCAUUAUUUUCCCGACAGACAUGUAGAAAAGCACUAUAUCAUUCUGUCGGAAAAAUAACGUAGAUUUGUCGCGUCUUGGAACUUCCUUGCAUGCGACGGCUAGCAGCGGCUGCAGAUUUGGUGCGCGAAGGGCCAGAAAUUUCUCUGCGACAAAUCCACAUUAUUUUCCCGACAAACUGAUAGCAUGAAAUUCGUAUUUGCAGGCCCGCCAUAUCCCCGUUUACCAUGUCGAUUCGACAACUGAGAAAUUUGCAGAGCCAAGAGGUAACCGGUUCGCUCGGGAAGAGUCAUGGAUCUAUAAUGUGUUGUAA